GUCUUACCAAAUCUUCUUUGGUGACAAGAUUGAUCCAGAAAAUAUGGAUACCUUCAUCUAUUUCGUAUUCAGUUUUGCUGUAUACAUACAGAUUUGCGAAGGGUUGUACGGUUGCAAUCAGUCGAUGCCAACCAUUUCGUACGUUGAAUCUUGUCCAAAAAACAAAACAGAAUGGAAUAUUGCUGCAAGGCGAAAAAACUGUGACAGCUUGGCAGCUUUUCAAACAUGUACAGAACCAGAAAAUUUUCAAUAUCAUUGCUUGGAAAAUCAACGGCAAACUAUGACACUGGAAAUUUGUGCACCAAUUUUCUAUUUGCAAGGAUAUUGUGCUAGAUACAGCACCGACAAAAAGCGAGUUGAGGAAAAUUACGAGAUUGGAUUUGAAUGCCUGAAAUUUGAUGAAAGCGAGAGAUGUCCGACUAGAUACCCAUCCACCGACGCCUAUAAAUAUCAAAGAUGUUACAAACUCAAAUACCAAACACCGACACAAACUUCUUGUUCGGUUUGUACAUCACCAUCAUCACAACCGGAAACAACACCAAUUGUGACAAAGGAAUAUUUUGGAAAUGAAACCAAUGAUUCCAUCAAAACUGCUUUCCUUGUGAUACUUGCUUUGGUCUUGGCUGGUGUAAUUGUGUUCUUCAUUUUGUUUUAUAAGAGAAAAUCUCUCAAUCUCCAAAGAUUUCGCAAAGUGCUGACUUGUGAUGUGGAAACAAGUUCUAAUGAUGAAGAGGAAGGAAAUAUAGCUAAUGAGAGUUCACUAUUGCUUGUACAAGAGCCUUGUCCAGGUGUACAAGCACCCAUAGCAAGUGAUAAUAUUGAUGUUUCUCGUUCCUCGUCUAUUGACGUUCCUUCUUCAACUCCAUUAGUUGGUGAUGAUCCGGAAAAACUCAACUCAGAUAAAGAUAUUGUUUCAAACACCAAGUCAAAACAAGAGCCAGUGAGUGACAAGUCUUUAAAACCAAUGCCAUGUAAUGAGAGUGCUUCCGUACAAAAGUCGGACACUUUUCUUAAUUCUACGUCCAACUUAGAAACUGACCGGUUUAUGAAAGCAAAGCUUGAUGCCCACAGUCUAUCAAAACCAAAGUCAAUUGUUUUUACUUUGUCACAAGUAAAGUCAGAUACUAAGAAUACUUCGAAACCUUCGGAGUCGGAGAAUGACCCUACGGAAAUUUCAAUUCCAGCAAAUAUCACAACAGAAGAUAAAAGUCGAGACGCAUAUGAAGAGAAAUUCAACAAAAAUCCAUCCAAAUCAAAUGAAGGUCAUAACUUGAAACCAGUGUCGCAUGAGAACAUUUCAUCCAAAUCACCAUCACGUGAGGCUUCUGAUUCACGACAAGUGUCAAAUGACAAAUCUGCUUCUGAUCCAGUUUCAGCAUCGCACACAUCGUCGAACAGUGUGUUUAAGUUUGAAAGUACUAAAGAGGAUGCGAAAAAUGUUGAUAUUGAUGAUUCAAAAGCAAAACCAACAGCUAUGCCUGCUGAAUCAUCACAGUCUUUAUUAUUUGAUAAACCUUCACUGUCGAAGAAACAUAACUCUGGUUCAAAAGCACCGGAUGAUAGUGUUAGUUAUUCUGACCAAAUAUCUCAAAAUGGAACAGAUGUUCCCAAACAAAGUUUACAAAAACAAGCUACAGCAAAAUCAACACCAAAAGACGUUCCUGCAUCAGAUAUUGUUCUUGUUUCAACAUUAUCAACCGGAAACCCUGCUCCUGGUAAUGGUACAACUUCUAGACCAAUGCCUAAAAAUAAUCCAGUGGAUAAAGACACCACGCCUUCAGCAUUGUCAAGUGGCAAUCCUUCUCCUGAUAGUGCUGCUUCAAAACCGAAGUCUGGAAACAAUCCAUAUGAUAAAGACACCAUGUCCUCAGCAACGACGAAUAAUGAGCCAAAUCCUAGAAACAAUCCACGUGAGGAAGACACCCCACCUUCAGAGCCUAAAAAGUCGAAAAAAGGACCAGCACCAAAACCUCCUAUCGAACCAAAGAAUAACGAACCCCAAGAUGUUCCGUUGAAGAAAAAGAAAGAACCACCACCACCCCGACCACAAGAACCACCUAAAAAAAAUUAAAUUUAUAUGUGGAAUUUUCAAGUUUAUGUAAUGCUUAACAUACUUUUUUAGAUUUGUUACAAGUAUAAAAGAUGAUUUUGAGACAGUGAAGUUAUAGACUUAAUAUAACAUCACAGUGUUUCUAGUUUGGUAUGCAAAAUGUUCUGAAUUGUCAGUAAAUAGUUCAUCAAGACAGGUACAUAGGUCAAUAUCAAUAAAUACAGUAAUUAGUGACAGGGUUAUUAGAAAGUGCAAUAGCGUUCAGUUUGUGUUUACUGUUGAUUGCAAUAAAGUUACUCCAAAGCAGCUGUGAUCUAAGGUUAACCAAUGCAUGAAACAAAGGCAACGCAUGAAACGUUGUGUUAUUUGUGUUCGAAACCAGGUAGGUUUACAUUUUUAAGAAAUAGAAUACUAAGAAGAUAAACACAAAGUUAAGAAAAAUUAAUGUGUAUGACACAUAUUCAACUAUUGUUUUUUUUUAUAUUAAAACUAA
Molecule: messenger RNA, 2543 nt
Organism: Magallana angulata
Lineage: Eukaryota; Metazoa; Mollusca; Bivalvia; Ostreida; Ostreidae
Product: cell surface glycoprotein 1-like
Exons: 14
Coding region: 44-2071 (675 amino acids)
Source: RefSeq, a predicted model, not a curated record